AUGCAGGAUACUGUGGGGGAUGAUGAGAAGGUGAAUGAUGGGAAUGAUGGGAAGAAAGACGAUGUAAAGGAGGACAAUGAGAAGGUGGAGGACGAACAGAAGGUGGAGAACGAUGAGAAGGUGGAUGAUGAUGAGAAGAUGGAUGAGGCUAAGGUGGAGAACGAUGAGAAGGUGGAUGAUGAUGAGAAGAUGGAUGAGGCUAAGGUGGAGAACAAUGAGAAUGUGGAUGAUGAUGAGAAGAUGGAUGAGGCUAAGGUGGAGGACGGUGAGAAGGUGGAGGAUGAACGAAAAGAGAACGAUGCGAAGGUGGAGGACGUAAAGAUGGAGGAUGAGGCUAAAGUGGAGGACGGUGAGAAGCUGGAUGGUGUGGCUAAGGUGGAUGAUGUGGAGGUUGAUCUGAAACUGAAGGUGAAGGAUUUGAAAGUGAAGGUGAAGGAUGAGAAGAGUGUGGAUGUGAAGACACAGACAAAUGAGUAA
Impatiens glandulifera is the source of this 477-nucleotide messenger RNA. RefSeq names its product RNA polymerase-associated protein LEO1-like. The coding region runs from base 1 to 477 and encodes 158 amino acids. Lineage: Eukaryota; Viridiplantae; Streptophyta; Magnoliopsida; Ericales; Balsaminaceae. The record is from RefSeq and is a predicted model, not a curated record. The transcript has a single exon.